CUCCUUUCUUUUUCAUAUAAUCAAAAAUUAGGGUUUGGCAUUCACAUUUUGGCUUACUUCUGUAGUUUUCUUUUUGCCCUUUCACGUUAUUCCUGAUAGAAAAAUAAAAUUAAAAAGUAGCAAUAUUGGACAAGUUGAUUCAUGUACUUCACAAACCAAAUUGGAUUUGUUCGCUAUGUGGGACAAAAUUUUUCGUACUCGUAAUGCUAUUACGAUAAUUAAUCCGCACUCACGGAAAACGUGAUCAAGGCCGUAAUGCAUUGCGGGCAUAUAGGAGCGCUUUUGAAAAGAAGACCUUUAUUUUUCUAAGGUAAAACAUAACAGAUACCAUAGUUCAUUUCUGUCAGCGUAGUCGGGUAAGAAACCAGACAGACCCCCAGCAUUGGCACUGCUGGAAUUUUCCAUGAAAAUUUUAACUCGAUGCCAUAGUUAGUGGAUUUGCGGAGUCUAAUAACCCAAUUAUUAAAAAAAGUUCCUACUGCCUAAUUUCCCAAACAACGGUUCGACUUUAGCUGAUAUAGAUUGCAGGGAACGCGAACCCUAAAAGAAAAAUCGAACAGUUUUGAACUCCAUAAUUGCAAAGCGCUAAAUAUCUGAAUUCUCCUUACCAAUUCGCGUACGUUUCUUCUUAUGAUCGUUUUGAGAAUUUGCUUGUAAAUCAAGAGCAUAUCAAGCCUUACCUGAUGAGAUAUUUUUUGUCCUCGUUAUCUGUUCGUUCAGUGUUAUUUUCUCAAACCUACUCGUGUUUUCUUUGAGGAGCAAUCGCAAUCUUUGACCUUCGGCUAGUGAUGGCAGAUUUGUCCCUCAUCUUUCUGUUUAUUUUCACCUCUUGGCCCGUAAAUCUUUUCAUUGUAUUAGCACCGGAUUAAGUUCUCGUCCGAGAGAAACUGUUAAUCGAGCCAGUUUGCAAAAGCAAACAGAUUACAGAAGUGGGCAAGUCGGCGGUUAAACCUGCCUCGCCGCACGUCAGAGAGAGAAGAAAAGAUUUCCCGUGGUUUUCCCGCUGGUUCACUGGGAGGCCAAGCCCGAUUUACUAACGGUAAUGUAGUAUUUCUAUCAGCUGGAAGUGUAAAUUUGCAUUCUUCGCGUGUGCAACGCCUUUAGUAACCAGCGGGCGCUCGGUUCAUGGCACGCGAUUGUGCGCUGGUUCAGCGCCGAUCAUUUUUGCCCUGUCGUGUUUCUAAUGGUUUGAAUCUAAGCGAUCGCUUGAUGGAUAAUUGCUAAAUGAACUCGGGUAACUGUCAAAGAAAGCUCUGAACUACGUACGGAGAAUCCACCGUGUCCAUCUGGUUUGUUCCUUGUGCUGUCAGGAGAUGAGGCGGGUGCUUAAUCAUGGCAGAAAGUUGCGAGUAUUGUUACUUCUCAUAGCAUUAUGUUCUGUGUUCCUAAUAACGUACCAAGGAGACGUUGUAUGGUUUUCCGAUCGUGGAACACGUUUCCCAAACUACAUGCCGGCGCACAUCGAAGUCGGCAACAGUGACUUGAACCUUGGUGAACUUUUUGAUCCUCAAAGCAAAAAGUCUAAGCUUGGUCGUGUCUUGAGCUCAUUUGGAAACGACAAGGAAUCUUCUCAGUUGCAAAAAAAGCAGAGAAUGCUUUUGUGCGGUUCAGAAUGGCAAGAGGAAUACGUGAAACUUCACGACGACAUCCUAAACAAUCGAAAACCACCCAAAUAUCUUGUUUAUUUUUGUGGAGGUAAAAAGUACGGCUGCGGUGGAUACGGUAAUCGAUUGGGAGCUGUCACAUCGCUCUUUUACUUAGCAGUUAUAACGGGUCGCGCGUUUCUUAUAGAUUGGAAAAGUACAGUUCCCAUUGCAGAGUAUCUGCAACCCAAGAACAUCAAAUGGAAUUUUCCGAUUUCCAAACUGCGCCAUCUUAAGACGAACUAUCACUACUGGGGCAAGGGUGAUCACCAAUUGGUCUACAGAGAUUCUCAAAGAUCUUCGGAUAAAUUUUCCCUGUUCCGUGACUGGCUCGAGGGAACUGACCUCGAAAAGUAUUUAGACUCGCCCGUGGAGGUAGUCACAAGUUUAUGGUAUUUUGCGCCGAGUUUUCGACAGCAUAAGUUUGCCGAACGCUUGGCAAACAUGUUAGGUGUGAAAGCGAAAGGCCAUCGCUAUUCUCUAGUGGGUUGCGCGUUCGACUUCUUGUUCCAAAGAACAGCCGAGUUCGACAAAACUUUGUCGGCGGCUCGUGAAUCUCUCCAUCUCAAUGCGAAUGUUCCUAGAAUUGGUAUUCACAUUCGAAUGGGGGAUGCGUCGUCGUUUAGCCAUGGAUCUUUGGAUCAAAGGACGUCGGAUUUCAAAAACUUUUUCAUGUGCGCCAAAAAGCUAGAAAGCGCAAUCAUUCAAUCGAAUAACAACGCCAGUCGCGCGGAUAUUAAGUGGUUCUUGGCCACAGACAACACCGAGGUGAAACAGUACGCCUUAAGAACGUACCCGAAUAAAGUGGUGUCUCUUGCAGUGAAAGUUGAGCACAUUAAUUUUCGCGAGCCCUCCAUGGAGGGCAUGACAGGGGUGCUUCUCGACCACACCCUUUUGUCGGAGUGCGACUUCCUUGUAUUGUCCGACAGCAGUUUUAGCAAGACAGCGCUGGGAAUGAAUUUCCAUUCGUUAGAACACAGUACAUUCGGUGAUAAGUGCAGAUACGUGACAUGAUAGUUCCUUGCCUCCGCACACUGUCUUGUUCAGUAAUGUGACAGCUCGGCGCGUAUGCAAACAGCCCGGAAGUGGUAGGGCCGAAGAUAGGAGAAACUGGCUGGCUCUUACAGUGACACCAAAAGCCUUUGCCGACAGUUAACUGCAACGCGCCAAAACAGCAUCGUAAUAGAGUUAGUCCAUGCUGCCACUGGGCUAAAAAAUGGUAGCUGCAAGAUCAUUACAUUUCUGGGACGCGUGUUUUGUUUGAUUUUUAUUUACAGACGUAAUGGACCAGAUGGAAAAAAAGUCUGAUAUGGAGGUUGGAAAAUCACGUGGUCUCGUCUGAUUUUGCGAGUAAGACAAGAAGAACUUUUUAUCAUUUGUUUCUUUCAGCAAAUAGUGUUUUAGGAUAAGGGAUUCUUGUUGAUAUUACAGGACGGAACAGCAAAACACCAGUGAGUGUCCUACUGAUUAGAGCUCAGCAAGUGAAAUACUUGCCUGAUAUGUCAGUCAUCUAUCGCCCUGAGCCUAAUCCCUUGACUAAUCUACCGCCUAAUCUCUCGCCCGGGAUCAGGCUAAGGGCGGGAGAUGCCUGACGCUUCAGGCCAGCGAAAUACUCAAACAGACGGCGUGACUAUUUAUUGCAAUGGGUUUCGUUUUCUAGGAGAUCGGUAUUUUUUACUCUUAGAAAGGAGAGAGGUCGUCUUCGUUGUUUGUUCAGUUGUCAGCAUUUACCAAGUAGACCGCCACUGGUGUUUCGAGACAAAAGGAAAAGCGAGUGCAAUUAACCGGGUAGUCUUGCUAACAUCCGGUUAAAUUUCUCAAAAAUCGAUAUUUUAGUAUUCGUACGUAGUGUAGAGUUUCCAACACAAAGACGGAAAAGUUACUUGCUGUGGCCAAAUAAGUUAUGUUGACACCAAUUCUCUAAAGUUUUCUUCAUUAUACAUUUCUUUAUAGAAGCAAAAGGAGCUCUGAUAUAUUUGUUAAGAGGGAAAUUAAGCUUACUACUAUAUUAGUUAAUUUGUUGGAUUUGAAAGUCUUAGUUUUGAAAGUUAUUUGUACAGUUGAUAACUCCAUUACGGCACCCAAAUUCGCAGCUAGUCAAUCAGAAGUUAUGUCUACAGUCUUGAUAUCCACCGAUAUCACAUCACCGACCUAAUAUGGCUGUCGUAUACCCCAGUUGCGGUCGGAUUUGUUUUGGUGACGUCACUGUGAAGGAUCUUCUCUCUUCCAGAUCACGUGACCCUAACAAACUGGGCGCGUAGCCGAAACAACACGAUGAUUGAGAACAAAGAGCUUUUACAGUAACGAUUAUCGGUGCAGUCGCUACAGAACUCGCGCUGUUAAUCUUUUGCUUCUAGUCGUUCAGAAUAAAAUUUGAUACACAGUAAUAUAUCAGGAACAACAGAGAUACGAGUCACACUGAAAUGGUUACUUGAAUAUGAGAGUAUGAUUCAGCGCCAUCUUGAAUUAUUUAUUUUGUAAAAAAAAAAAUGGAAAUGUGAUAUACAUUAUUUGAUAAAUGGAAUAAAAAUAUGGACAAAUUUAGAUUAGAUGAACAGAUUAUUAAAUUUUUACCUUGGGAAUUUUA
Molecule: messenger RNA, 4230 nt
Organism: Orbicella faveolata
Lineage: Eukaryota; Metazoa; Cnidaria; Anthozoa; Scleractinia; Merulinidae
Biological process (GO): protein N-linked glycosylation
Molecular function (GO): alpha-(1->6)-fucosyltransferase activity
Source: RefSeq, a predicted model, not a curated record